Schistosoma turkestanicum is the source of this 321-nucleotide messenger RNA. The record is from the annotation of a GenBank genome assembly. NCBI's taxonomy places the organism in Eukaryota, Metazoa, Platyhelminthes, Trematoda, Strigeidida, Schistosomatidae.
AUGGCGGAGUUUGUAAGGUCUGCUGAAGAUGGUACUUAUUCUCAAAAAGGCUGGCCAUCGAAUGCUUACGGGAUAUCUAAAGUGGGCCUUACAAAGGCUUCAUUUAUUUUCGGAGAAAUGCUGAAAAAUGAUCCAAGGGGGAUUGUGGUAAAUUCGUGUUGUCCUGGUUACGUUAACACUGAUAUGACUGACCAUAAAGGAUUGAAGACAACCGAUGAAGGUGCUGAUACACCAUUUUAUUUGGCCACAUUACCAAUUGGCUCAAAAGAACCAGUCAAUCAAUUUGUGUACGAAAGGAAGGUGGUUAAUUGGUGCAAAUGA